UCUUACCUCCUCCUCGGGUUCGAUCGGAUAUGGGCCCCUUUUCAUUCGUUUCAAAAGAACCUCUCAGUGAACGAAGCUAAAAACUGACGUGACGGUGAUUGACGAAGAUGCGAGACUUCGCGACACAAGCUUUGGCCGUGUUGCUCGCGUGCGCGGCGGCUCCGGCUUUCGCCAGCCCGCUGGCCAUUUCGCUCACCGGGCAGCUGGGCAAUGUGGGUAGUCUCUUGGGUUUGAAGGACGGCGAUCUGGUGCCGAACCGGUACAUUGUGCGUCUCAAGCCUGGCAUCAAGGCGGAGCUACAUCUGGACUGGCUGCAUGCCUUGCACAAGCGGAGUGCUACCUGCAAUGGCACCUCUGGUCUCAAGAGUACGUUCGGGUUCGGAAACUUCAACGGAUAUGUGGGCGAAUUUGACGACAACAUGAUCACGCAGAUCUUAGCCAACGUAAACGUCCUAGAUGUAGAGCAAGAUCAGGUGGCGUACCUAUCAUCGUCUUUAAUGCACCAAGACAACGCGCCGUGGGGGUUGGUGAGCUUGUCGUCGUUGACGGAGCCGAGUGAGAAUAAGUACCCGGACUACCCGUCGCUCAAGUACUCCUACGAUAGUACUGCCGGGGAGGGCACUUACGGGUACGUUUUGGAUUCGGGGGUUUUCGAACACAACGACUUCGGCGGCCGCAUCAUCAGAGGAUUCAACGCGUGGAACGAUACCGAGGAUUUCGACGAUUAUUACGGUCACGGAACCCACGUGGCUGGCACGAUGGCCUCUACCACGUACGGAGUUGCCAAGAAAGCCACCAUCGUGGACGUCAAGGUCGCCAGAACGGAGGGCUACUCAACCGUAUCGCGCGCGCUUGCAGGUUUCGACUGGGCCGUAAAUAACAUAACUAAUACACCGGGACGAGCCGCCAAGUCCGUCAUCAACAUGAGUCUAGCUUUCAAAAUCUCCCGCUCCCUCAACAGCGCCAUCGACGCCGCAACCGACAUUGGCAUCCUAACCGUCGCUAGCGCCGGCAACGACGCCGGGCCGGCCGCCGACCGGUCUCCGGGCUCCGCCAAGAGCGCCUUAACCGUCGGCGCCGCGUGCCAGAACCUGACGCGCGCCAUCUUCAGCAACUACGGCGACGACGUCGACGUCUUCGCCCCCGGCGUGGACGUCACCUCUCUGUGGAACAAGCAGGACCGCGGCGCCGUGCUGUCCGGAACCUCGAUGGCGGCCCCCCACGUGGCGGGCCUGGCGCUGUAUCUCAAGGGACUCGAGAAUAACCCUCCCGUCACGCCCGCCGAGACCAUCUCCCGCGUGCAAGAGUUGGCGGCCGGCGUGGUGCGUGACGCGGGGUCGGGUAGCAAGAACUUGUUGGCUUACAACGGUGUUCGUGUUCUGUAAUGGGUGUGAUUUUUUCAAUGCGUUUAAUGGGGACGGGGAAGAGGUGGGAAAGGUUUUUGUCUUUGGAUUUGUCUGUUGGCCUGUGUUUAAACUUGGGGACCCACGUGGAUACGAGAGUUGAUCUUCCAUUCAAGCAUUUUCACCACUCUUUAGCAUCUGCUCUGGAGCCUAACCUAGAUAAAUACUUGUC
Messenger RNA from Hypoxylon fragiforme, 1575 nucleotides. RefSeq names its product subtilisin-like protein. The record is from RefSeq and is a predicted model, not a curated record. Gene Ontology annotation, molecular function: serine-type endopeptidase activity. Gene Ontology annotation, biological process: proteolysis. Bases 108 to 1385 code for a protein of 425 amino acids. Lineage: Eukaryota; Fungi; Ascomycota; Sordariomycetes; Xylariales; Hypoxylaceae. The transcript has 4 exons.